Messenger RNA from Carya illinoinensis, 1740 nucleotides. RefSeq lists its product as uncharacterized. Gene Ontology annotation, molecular function: protein dimerization activity. The record is from RefSeq and is a predicted model, not a curated record. The transcript has 3 exons. Lineage: Eukaryota; Viridiplantae; Streptophyta; Magnoliopsida; Fagales; Juglandaceae. Bases 1 to 1740 code for a protein of 579 amino acids.
AUGGCUAUAGCAAAUUGGUGGUAUGAUGCUAAUUUACCUUUCAAUGCAUCUCAAUCUAAAUUUUAUCAACCAGCUAUAGAUGCUAUAGCUGCCAUCGGGCCAGGAUUCAAGGGUCCUUCUUUACAUGAGUUGAGAGGAAAUUUGUUGAAGAAUUCUGUGACUGAGGUUCAGAAUUAUCUCUUAGAUAUUAAAACAUCUUGGAGGGAUAGUGGUUGUUCACUAAUGGCAGAUGGUUGGACAAAUCAGAGGCAACAACCAAUAAUUAACUUUUUGGUUUAUUGCCCAAAAGGUACAAUGUUUUUGAAGUCUAUUGAUACAUCGGGCCUUAGAAAAGAUGCUGAAACAUUAUUUAAAAUUUUUGAUGAAGUUGUUCAAGAAGUUGGGGUGGAGAAUAUUGUGCAAUUCAUAACAGACAAUGAUGCGAGUUAUAAGGCUGCAGGAAAAAAAUUACAGCAAAAGUAUGGCUCUUUGUUUUGGUCCCCUUGUGCAGCUCAUUGUAUAGAUUUGAUGUUAGAGAACUUUUGUGAUCCCAGACAUUUUCCUAUUAUUGAUGAAACUAUAAAGAAGGCAAGGAAGAUAACGAAAUUCAUUUAUAACCAUGCUUGGGUUUUGGCUUUGAUGAGAAAGGACUUCACCAAAGGUCAUGAUUUAUGUCGCCCUGCAGUCACAAGGUUUGCUACAAAUUUUUUAAGUAUCCAAUGCUUACUGUUGUUUAAGAAAGAGCUUCGACAAAUGUUCACUUGUGAUAAGUGGAUUGUAUCAAGUUACUCUAAAAGCAACAUAGGGAAGGAGAUAGCUGAGAUUGUUCUAGAAGAUAGAGAGUUUUGGGCUCAAUGUCAGUUUAUUGUAACAAUCAGCGAGCCUUUGGUUCGAGUACUACGACUUGUCGAUGGGGAUGAGAAGCCUGCAAUGGGAUACUUGUACAAUGCAAUGGAGAAAGCCAAAGAGAAUAUAAAAGCAAGAUUGAAGAACAAAGUUUCUGCAUUUAUGCCAUUCAUCAGGGUCAUUGAUGCUAGGUGGGAUAAGCAGCUUCAUAGUCCAUUACAUGCAGCAGGUUGUCUUCUUAAUCCUAGAAUUUACUUUAACCCUUGCUUUAAAAGUAGAAAUGAUGUUUCUAGAGGGUUUACGACUUGCGUUGUAAAGAUGGAACCUGAUAUUGAUAAGCAAGAUGAGAUCAUUCAACAAAUUGACAUGUAUAAGAAUGCAAACGGUGAUUUUGGACAACCUAUAGCAAUACGCCAGCGUGAAAAAAGUAAUCCAGUUGCAUGGUGGAGUACUUUUGGAAAUGAGUUUCCAGCUCUUCAAACGUUUGCAAUCCGCAUAUUAAGUCAAUGUUGUAGUGCAACUGAUUGUGAAAGAAAUUGGAGUACAUUUGAAUUUAUUCAUUCAAAGAAGAGGAAUAGAUUAGAGCAUAAACGUUUGAAUGAUUUAGUAUUUGUUCGUUAUAACUUGAAGCUCCGUGAGAGAAACAUAAAGAGGGGAAGAGAUGCUUUGGAUCCAAUCAAUCUUGAGAAUAUUGACUUGAUGGAGGAAUGGGUAGGUGAAGAAUCAGAGCUUAUUGAUGGAGAAGACUUGGAUUGGGGAAGUAUUGAGGAGCCAUUAGCCUCACAAAAUUUGGAAGAAGGUGUUAAUGUUGGUCUUGAUAUUGAUGAUAAUGGUGGUGACAAUGACAUUGACGAAAAUAUUUUGAGUAGCUUUGCUAAUGUUGAUCCUUUUUGUCUUAUUGAUGAAAAUGAAUGA